AUAUACCGUGUAUUAUAUUCCAUAUGUAAUAAAAAAUUGUCCUUAUCUGUUUGUUUUUCCGGGUUUAAUCAUUCCGCGAUAUUUCGUCUUUGCUUUUCCAAUAUGCAUUUUGUUGCUCCUUCUCGUGCGCCCUUUAUCACUUCUAGGAUUUUCCAAAGACUUUAUUCAUCUUAUAUUGAAUAUUACCCAAACAUCAAUUGGAUUGAAUUUAAGGAUGAACAACCUGUAGACUUUCCUCCCGAAAGAAGAAGGCUACGACCGCUUCCUCGCCAGCCGACACCUCUUAUGCAUACAAAACAAAUACAAUAUCCAAGAAACAUGAUUGAUAUAAGGGGUCCAGAUUUAGUAAACUGUGAUUUAAAAUACGGACAGUACGGCAUCCAAGCUCUGCAAGGCGGUGAGCUUAAAUUUGGUCAUAUCGAAAUGCUGAGAAAUACAAUUAAUAGAGAGAUCGAUGAAAAUAGUCAAUUUGCAAUUUGGGGCAUUGAUCCACCCUGGAAACCCAAAACCAAAAGAUCUGCUGGUAGUCGUAUGGGUGGCGGAAAAGGUGACGUACACCAUUAUGUGACUCCAGUAAAGGCCUACCGCAUUCUCGUCGAACUCGGGGGACAUUUGCAUUGGCGACGAGCGUACCAUAUCCUUAGUCGUGUUGCCGCCAUUCUUCCUUUUAAGUCUAGGUUUAUUUCUAAAGAGAUAAUGGACAUGGAAUCACGAAUCGAAGCUUAUAUUAAUAAGCAUAACAUUAAUCCUUUCUCGAACACAUGUAAAGCGUUAGCCCAUAACUAUGCUGGAGCCCGUUCAUUAGUUAGCCCUUGGCAUAUUGAAUGGGGUAGUCUUGACUUCUGGUGA
This is a messenger RNA of Protopolystoma xenopodis, 849 nucleotides long. Lineage: Eukaryota; Metazoa; Platyhelminthes; Monogenea; Polystomatidea; Polystomatidae. The record is from the annotation of a GenBank genome assembly.